GGCAUGUAGGAAAGAAGGAGGAGGAGGAGGAGGAGAAUUAGUGUGGCAUAGUGUUUUGUGUGGAAGGCCAACGUGCUUUCGACUUCUCUUCGCAGCCAGGCAGCUCCAGGUAUAUAAAAAUCUAUUACAGCUGAUACCAUGAGUUCCUUUCUAACAAAGAUAUGGCCACUUUCGCAGCGAACUCUAAGAGCCACUUCUGUCUCUACUGGAAAUAUCCAUACCAAAAGUAUGGAUAUGUUCAAGACAGCUGGGUUGACCUGGAAAGAAUCUUCAGCAAAACAUGUGAGCCAAACAAAAUCCCGAGGCAUAGAUAUCAUCCGCAACCCAAGAAUAAACAAGAGCCUGGCUUUCACGUUAAGGGAACGUCAGAUAAUGGGUAUUCAUGGCUUGCUGCCUCCCUGCAUCAUCACUCAAGAUCAGCAAGCUUACCGAGUGAUGGAAAACUUCCGACGCCGUCCCACUGAUUUAGACAAAUAUAUUUAUUUGACAGCCUUACUCGAUAGAAAUGAGCGUUUAUUUUACAAAGUCCUCACAGAACAUGUAGAAGAAAUGAUGCCAAUAGUAUACACCCCGACUGUUGGACUGGCCUGCCAGCAGUAUGGGCUUUUGUUCAGGAGACCAAGAGGUUUAUUCAUCUCCAUUAAAGAUAAAGGCCAUGUAUAUGAUAUCCUAUGCAAUUGGCCAGAUAAUAGUGUAAAGGCAGUAGUAGUUACUGAUGGUGAACGUAUUCUUGGAUUAGGAGAUUUAGGUGCAUAUGGAAUGGGUAUCCCCGUUGGCAAACUGUCACUUUAUACAGCUCUUGGUGGAAUCCAUCCUUCCAAGUGUUUACCAAUAUUGCUAGAUGUUGGAACUAAUAAUGAGGUCAUCCGCAAUGACCCACUGUAUAUUGGACUGAAUAUGCCCCGAGUUACUGGAAAGGAAUAUGAUGAGUUCAUACAUGAAUUUAUGCAAGCAGUUGUUCGAAGAUAUGGACAAAAUACGUUAAUUCAAUUUGAAGAUUUUGCAAACCAUAAUGCUUUUAGAUUACUCCAACAAUAUAGAGACCAAUAUUGUACGUUUAAUGACGAUAUUCAAGGCACAGCGGCUGUUGCAGCGGCAGGAAUAAUCGCUAGUAUGAGAAUAACAAAACGGAAGUUAAUUGAUAAUUUAUUUUUAUUUCAAGGUGCUGGUGAGGCUAAUAUUGGUAUAGCUAAUUUGGUAGCAUUAGCUAUGAUUGAAGAAGGCAGCACUGAAGCAGAGGCUUUCUCUAAAAUAUGGAUGGUUGACUCUAGAGGCUUACUUGUAAAGAAUCGACCAUCUGGAGGUGUGACGGGUCACAAACUUGACUUUGCAAAAGACCAUGCACCUGUUGACACUCUUGACGAAGCUGUAGAAAUAUUGAAGCCUACUGCUAUUAUUGGUGCUGCUGCAGUUGCUGGUGCCUUUACCGAAAAGAUAAUCCGAAAUAUGGCUAAAUAUAAUGAAAGACCAAUAAUUUUUGCUCUGAGCAAUCCUACUAGCAAAGCAGAAUGUACAGCAGAACAAGCGUAUACCUUCAGUGAGGGUCGCUGUGUAUUUGCUAGUGGGAGUCCUUUUAACCCGGUGACACUCAAUGGGAAGACCUAUUACACAGGUCAAGGUAAUAAUGCCUAUAUCUUCCCUGGAGUGGCUAUGGCUGUUCUCACUUGCGGAGCUCGUCAUAUUCCAGAAGUCAUUUUCUUGCAUGCAGCACAGAAAUUGGCCGAUCUAGUGAAAGAUUCUCAUUUGGAAGAAGGACGAGUUUAUCCUCCUUUAAAUGACAUAAAUGAAGUAUCCACAGCAAUUGCAGCAUCUUUAGCAGAAUAUAUGUAUCGUGAAGGUAUUGCUACGACUUACCCAGAACCCGCAGACAAAGAAGCCUUUAUUCGUACAUUUAUCUAUAAUACCGAUUAUGAAGAGUUUGUACCUCCAAUGUGGGACUGGAAAGAUUAAUCCGAACAAAUAGCAAUACUACUCUAAUGUCUUUUGAUUUCUAUUUUUUUGCGUCUGACAAAUCUUGUAAUUGACAACAAGCACUUCCUAUUAAUUCUUUUAAUUGUCCUUGUUUUAAAUUAAUUAAAAAUUGUUUCGGUUGAUUGUUAUAUAAAAAUGGAUCAUAAAUUGGAGUUACUGUAUAAGUAGUUGCCCCCUCGAUAAUGACAUCGAUGUACAAAGCAGCAGCAACAGUGAGAUAAAUGUAGGUGUUUAUUGAUAAAUCUAUGCAUGUCCACCUAUUUAGACAGUAGCAUUCAAUGAUUAAAAUUAUUUUAAUGUA
Messenger RNA from Octopus sinensis (East Asian common octopus), 2272 nucleotides. RefSeq names its product NADP-dependent malic enzyme. Gene Ontology annotation, cellular component: mitochondrion. Gene Ontology annotation, molecular function: malate dehydrogenase (decarboxylating) (NADP+) activity; malate dehydrogenase (decarboxylating) (NAD+) activity; NAD binding. Gene Ontology annotation, biological process: pyruvate metabolic process; malate metabolic process. The coding region runs from base 139 to 1950 and encodes 603 amino acids. The record is from RefSeq and is a predicted model, not a curated record. The transcript has 13 exons. NCBI's taxonomy places the organism in Eukaryota, Metazoa, Mollusca, Cephalopoda, Octopoda, Octopodidae.